UUAGGAAAUCCCUGCAAAUUUAACCUAAUUCUGGAACAAACAAGUAAUCCUCAAAUUUCAACCUAUUUCUAACUCGAUCUGUUCCAAGAUUUCAAAAUCCUAGAUUAAAGAUUUAAAGCCAAAGUCCCAAUAUUUUCUUCUUUUCUUCGUUGGGUCGUCCUCUUGCUAGUCGCACAGUUGUAAUUAAUCUAUCACCACUGACUUUGAAGGUUAUUGUAAGGCUUCUCUUAAAUGUAGUCCACACUUUUAUUAAUCAUAGCCCAAAAAGUUUAAGCUAAAAUGAAAUAUCAAAGUUACCAAACAUGUCUGGCGGUUAACUAUGAAAGAACUGCAAAGGAACAUGAAUAUUGCAUUUACCUGAUUUCGCAAGGUUGUUGACAUGAGCACUUUGGCGUUGGGUUCUUUCAGCCUUGGAAUCCUCAAUUGUGUGAUUCAGCUCUAUUGUUUUUUCCUUCUUCCAUGUUAAUGAUUCCCUAUCGGCCUCGUAAAACCUUCAUGUUAGGUUCAAGCUCUGAGUGUGUAUGUGUCUGUCUACAACCUCUUGUAGUUCCGGAAGCAGUGGAAGAGGUGUUGCAAGAAGUGAAAGCCGGGAAAUACUGGUUCAGCAUUUACUUGUUAAAGAGGAGGAUCUUAAACUUCUGGUGGAGUUUCACGCGAGUAUUGCAAGAGGGAUCUGAUGAGGCUUUGUUCGAUUGCUUCUAUCUUAUGAUUAACUCUGGGGCCUGGUGGUUAGUUGAUGCAAACAUCCCGCAUCAGAAAUACCAAUACUGAUGGUGAACCUUUUACUUUCACAUUUGUG
Papaver somniferum (opium poppy) is the source of this 799-nucleotide messenger RNA. RefSeq lists its product as uncharacterized. The transcript is spliced from 6 exons. Bases 460 to 771 code for a protein of 103 amino acids. The record is from RefSeq and is a predicted model, not a curated record. NCBI's taxonomy places the organism in Eukaryota, Viridiplantae, Streptophyta, Magnoliopsida, Ranunculales, Papaveraceae.